Molecule: messenger RNA, 2847 nt
Organism: Melanotaenia boesemani (Boeseman's rainbowfish)
Lineage: Eukaryota; Metazoa; Chordata; Actinopteri; Atheriniformes; Melanotaeniidae
Product: tyrosine-protein kinase yes-like
Exons: 12
Coding region: 611-2299 (562 amino acids)
Biological process (GO): cell surface receptor protein tyrosine kinase signaling pathway; protein phosphorylation; cell differentiation
Cellular component (GO): extrinsic component of cytoplasmic side of plasma membrane
Molecular function (GO): ATP binding; signaling receptor binding; non-membrane spanning protein tyrosine kinase activity
Source: RefSeq, a predicted model, not a curated record
CAUAAAACCAUCUUCUGCCGGCCGUUUAGUUUCUUUUCUCCUCUCAGUUUCUCUCCUCUUAAUUCUUCUUAUUUAUAAUUAAUGUCCCACCGGUUCUCCCUCUGUAAUCGCCUGACGCUCCGGCUUUUGUCAAACCAGCUGCACCAGACGGAUUUGUGUCUGUAUCUCCAGCUGUGUGGCUCCAGUCCCGUAGUCUGGGUCGGCCAUGUUGUUGUGCGGUGCUUGAUGGAAGUUUAGCAGAAAAGGAGUGGAUGCUCCGCAGCUCUCCGGGAUACUUCAAGACCUCACUUUCUCUUCUUUUGCGUGUAAUCAUUGUCAUGUUGCUGCACGAAUCAUCCUCCCUGACUUCCCCGCUCCGACAACGAUGACUGUCUCCUCCACCGCCUCCGCCAGCCUCCAAGACUGCAACACUUCAGUCGCUUUGGUUGAACUUAAAUCAGAGCUCAGCCGCUCCGCUGGAUGGAUGAAGUGAUGAUGAGGGCGGCUCGGUCCAGGUUGGAAUAACUCGGAUUUACUUUGUCCAGAUCGGAUUCAUUAGGAAGUCGGAGGAAAUCAAAGAAAAGAAGGAGAAAAGACACAAAAAGGACCUGCGUUUGAGAAGGGCGAGACGAUGGGCUGCAUUAAGAGCAAAGAGGACAAAGGCCCAACGAUGAAGUAUCAGCCAGAGAAUUCUCUGGCAUCAGACGCCAAUGCUGCCACAAAUACGCCUCACGUUGGUCACUAUGGCCCAGAUCCGACCCAGAUGCAACAAAGUCAAAUUCCCCCUUCUUCUUCUGGCUCUGGAGCUGUAAAUUUCAACCACAACAUUACUCCAUUUGGAGGCUCCUCUUCUGCCAUGACUCCGUUUGGAGGAACAUCCACCUCUUUCUCUGGACCUAUGUCCAACUCCUUCUCUGGUGCUGUGUCAAGUGGUGUUACCUUCUUUGUGGCCUUGUUUGACUAUGAAGCCAGAACAUCAGAUGAUCUUACAUUUAAAAAGGGAGAUCGCUUCCAGAUCAUCAACAACACAGAAGGGGACUGGUGGGAGGCCCGUUCCAUCAACACAGGGAAGAAAGGCUACAUCCCCAGCAAUUAUGUGGCCCCUGCUGACUCCAUUCAGGCUGAAGAGUGGUACUUUGGUAAAAUGGGACGCAAAGAUGCUGAGAGGCUACUGCUGAAUCCAGGGAAUGAUCAAGGAACUUUCCUGGUGCGAGAAAGUGAAACGACUAAAGGUGCAUUUUCUCUCUCCAUACGAGACUGGGAUGAAGCCAAAGGAGACAAUGUGAAACACUACAAGAUCCGCAAGCUUGAUAACGGGGGAUACUACAUCACCACACGAGCACAGUUUGACACAUUACAGAAGCUCGUCAAACACUAUACAGAGCAUGCAGACGGACUCUGCCACAGGCUGACCACAGUUUGCCCCACAGUCAAGCCUCAGACCCAGGGACUUGCUAAAGAUGCCUGGGAGAUUCCUAGGGAGUCGCUGCAAUUGGAGCUCAAACUGGGCCAGGGCUGCUUUGGAGAGGUCUGGAUGGGCUUUUCUCUUCCCGUCUUUGUUUCUGUAGGCACGUGGAACGGCACCACCAAGGUGGCCAUAAAGACCCUGAAGCCUGGGACCAUGUCGCCUGAGGCAUUCCUUCAGGAGGCUCAGAUUAUGAAGAAGCUCAGGCAUGACAAACUGGUGCCUCUUUAUGCAGUGGUGUCAGAGGAGCCCAUCUACAUAGUCACAGAGUACAUGUCCAAAGGCAGCCUGCUUGACUUCCUGAAAGAAGGAGAUGGCAAAUUCUUAAAUCUUGUCAUGCUGGUGGACAUGGCUGCAAAGAUUGCUGAUGGGAUGGCUUUCAUUGAGAGGAUGAACUACAUUCACAGGGACCUGCGUGCGGCUAACAUCCUUGUGGGCGACAACUUGGUGUGCAAGAUUGCUGACUUCGGUUUGGCCAGGUUGAUAGAAGACAACGAGUACACGGCGAGGCAAGGAGCCAAAUUCCCAAUUAAAUGGACUGCGCCGGAGGCUGCUCUGUACGGUCGCUUCACCAUCAAAUCCGACGUCUGGUCCUUUGGCAUCCUGCUCACUGAGCUUGUCACCAAAGGCAGGGUGCCCUACCCAGGUAUGGUUAACCGAGAGGUGCUGGAGCAGGUGGAGCGUGGAUACCGCAUGCCCUGUCCGCAGGGCUGCCCCGAGUCCCUGCAUGAGAUGAUGAAGCUCUGCUGGAAGAAGGAGCCAGAUGAGAGGCCCACGUUUGAGUAUCUACAGUCCUUCCUGGAGGACUAUUUCACCUCCACAGAGCCACAGUACCAGCCUGGAGAAAACCUAUAGCCGGAGGAGGCUUGUUUAAAGACACACAAGGCUAUUAAAAGUUGGUGUCAUUCACACUUGCCACUCCAUGCUCUCCUUUGUUCAAGGCAUCCAUUCACAUAUUUUCUUUUGUUGUUGUUGUUGUUAACAUGUGGUACUACACAAUUUAGCUGUGUGAAUUUUAAACUUUUCAUGUGGAUUUAAUCAACAUGUACAAAAUGAGUGUGGAUAUGGUCACACAAAGUUAUUUUAAAGCUGUGAUUUAGACUCCAAAAAGGAAGAAAAAACAAAAAAAAAAACAAUUUACAGCAGCCGACCUUUCAUGUUUAUUGUGGAAAGCUCACACUCAUUUGCCUCCAAAUCGUAGGCUUUGUGCUAUAUUAGUGAGAUAUGCAUCAAAGUGUUUAAUUAUUGAGAAAAAUAAUAUAUAUUUCACUAACAAAGAAAACUUCUCAGGGGGGUUGAUGGUCAUUAUCCCAGUGCAUUUGGGGUGAUAAUUUAAAAGCAAAUCCCACACAGCUUCACUUUACUCACAUUUCAUCAGAAUGCUUUGUGCUUUUUUUGUUUGG